This is a messenger RNA of Aspergillus nomiae NRRL 13137, 603 nucleotides long. RefSeq lists its product as uncharacterized. The record is from RefSeq and is a predicted model, not a curated record. NCBI's taxonomy places the organism in Eukaryota, Fungi, Ascomycota, Eurotiomycetes, Eurotiales, Aspergillaceae. Bases 1 to 603 code for a protein of 200 amino acids. The transcript has 3 exons.
AUGCCCCCCAACACUGGGAGAGCGAAUGGCAACCUUGAUGAUGAUGAUUACGUUGCGCAAGUUCUCACAAACGAAGCGCGCGACAGUUCUCUGAAGUACUCUGCCCUGGGAAUGGGGGCCUAUAUGCCGAAGAGACCUACAGGUGCUGCUCCUAAACCGAAUACGCGAUUCCUGCGACACAUUAUAAAAGAAACAGACAAUCACAAUUCCGCAUUAAAGCGAAAGGAAGAGAGGGAAGCUAGAGAGCGAAUGCGGCAGCUACGGAACCAACCUGCCUCUUCAUCAAACGAUUCUAGAAAAGACUCCCAUAGCCGCCAACCGCGACCAGACGAUCGCAAGUCGCACAGGGACAGAAGGGAAGACCAGAUCGCUCCCAUCGACACCGGCGGAGGCGUGAUUCAUACGGCGAGGAUGAAGAUCGACACAGAUCUUCUCGAAGAAGUCGUCGGCAUCGGUCCUAUUCCAGGUCGCGCAGUCGAUCUCCGCGAGAGGAUCGAGAAACGAAAUCUCGCAGUCGCCAUCAUCGACAAAGGAGGCGCUCUAGGUCACCUUCAAGGUCUCGUUCUCGAUCAGUUGAAGUCAACGGUCGGCGCAGACACAUAG